Messenger RNA from Podarcis lilfordi (Lilford's wall lizard), 13717 nucleotides. NCBI's taxonomy places the organism in Eukaryota, Metazoa, Chordata, Lepidosauria, Squamata, Lacertidae. The record is from the annotation of a GenBank genome assembly.
UCAUGCCCUCGGUUUUAGGUCAAGUUUACUGAGGGGAUGAAUUGCUUCCUGCAAUGAAAAGUCCCAAAGUGAUUUAUAACCACCUCACAAAACCAUGUAAACAUAUUUUAAAAUGCAGUCAGAUUAAAAGUGCCUGAGAGUUUGACCUGCUCAAAUGCCUGGGGAAAUAAGAACAUCUUAUGUGGUGUCAAAACAGUGGUAAAGUUGGCACCAGAAAUGGAAGUUCUUGCAGAAAAGGCCUGCUCUCUCAUUACCAUCCUCCAGCCACCCCUUGGAGGUGGCCCAUGGAGAGAGGACUCAGAUGACAAUCCCAGGGCGCAGGCCAGUUCACAUGGGGGUGAAAUAUCUAAUAUUUUUGGCACUUUUGAGAAACAGUACAUUCCUUUGUGUCCGUUGGUAUGAUAUGUCCUUGUGCCAGAUGCUGAGAUACGGUAUGUACAGGACUGGGCUGGUGGUGCUUGCAAAUGAUGGGUCACAGAUGCUCCAAGCUUGACUCCAGGGGUGGUUGGUACCCACUGCGACUUGUGGCUUGGGAGGCAGGGACCAAUGGUAGAGUCACCCUCUGAUUGGUUGUAAGAAAGCAAGCGCAAGUGGGGACUAGCUGAAAGCAGGCUGACGUUGGUUGUCCGUGCCCCGUUCACUCCAAUGCACCAUCCUUUGUUCCCAAAGCCUGCAGAACCAGCUUGAGAUGGACCACCAGCAGAGUGGACCUCUCUGUCCCCUGCCAUUCACCUUUUCCCUCAUCAUGAAAACAAAAAAGGGGCUCUCACUUUAAGGAACGUGGAAUCUUAGGAGCCUUUGUGACAGUUGCUGCGGUUUGCUAGGCAUGAGUUUCAAACACCAGGAGUUCCAUUCCAUCAAGAUGAAGGCAUCCAUCUAGUGGUGAAUUUACAUGGCUCUUGAGUGGGUUGGGGAGACUUCACACUGCAUUGAUCUAACUCUGUGGCCUGUAUGACAUGCCAACAAAGAGCAAGGGAGAUUUCCCUCACCCUUUUGCUUCCUUAGGCUUUUUUUUUAAUCCCCCCCGAGCCAAACCCACCUGCCAAUCAGCUGAUGGCAUUCCAAUGGGCAGGCAACAAGAGUUGAUGAGUAGGGCAUGCCAGGGUUCAAUUCUGCGUUGGCUGCCUGCACCCGUUCUCCACUGGGAAUGGGCAUACACAUAGGCAGAGCAGCAGGAUUUGACCCACCUCCUCCUGGAUGCUCCUUCACCCAUGGGUUCCUUUUGGAGAGUGCACUGGCGAAGCAAAGUCCUGCAGGGAGCAGGAUGGAAGUCUCCUCUCCUCGGCUGAUGAGCAGGGACUCCAAUCCUGCUGGGUGCUGCUCUGAAAGGCAGCAAAAGGGCUGUUUGAAAGCCCUUCUGCGCACAGUCCUGUAUGGCUCUUUCAACCUUUGGUUUUGUGGAGGCUUAAAGAGCAGCUCAGGGCUGUUUGCCAAAGGCCUUCCAAUUAGCCCAAUGCUGCACUAUAUAUAAUUUUAGUAAAAUUUCCAAACUUUUUCACAAUAACCUUGUUUCAUAAGUGGACUUCCCACCCCUGCCUACACAAUGUUUUUACUCAAAACUUUUCUACUGCAUUGUAUCUUUAUCUAUUACAACAAAUUCUCUAUUACAAUUCUUUUGCCAUUUUUCUUCCGCUUUUAUCUCAAAUCCUGCCUGCAAUUUCAUUUGACUGUAACAUUUUAAAAUAUAAUCAAUGAACGGCCUCCAUUCUUCUAUAAAAACUUCAUCAUUUUGAUCUCUUAGUUUUGCUGCCUGCUUUGCCAUUUCUGAAUAGUCCAUUACUUUCAUAAGCCACUCCUUCGUUGGAACCUUCUCUUCUUUCCAUUUCUGUGCACAUAAUAUUCUAGCUACUGCUGCUGUCACAUACAUAAAUAGUUUAGUCAUCUUCUUUGGAACAUCCGUGUCUAUUAUAUAUGUAAGAAACGUUUUGGGGGAAUAGCCCAUUUAAACAUUUUCUUCAUUUCAUUAUAUAUCAUUUCCCCAGAAAGCUUUAGCUUGUUUUUUCACAUGUCUACCACAUAGGGACCCAAUGCUGUACUUUCAAGUCUCACUAACAAUCAGGAGAAACAUCAUCAUCUAACAUCAUAGAGACAUUACAUUAUAGACAGGUGGUGGCCUCAACCAUCAGUCAAUUUUAGCCUGCCAGGAGUGGGAGGAAAAGGAUCUGGCCUGCCGGACAGGAAAGGUUCCUUUUUGUACUCCCAUGAGAGAGUGUGGCCAACACCAUCUAGAGAACAAUUGGUUUCCCCAUUCCUGUGGUAGUGCCUCAGGGUACCAUAUGAUGCCAGUUUUUCUGAUUGCUGGAAUAAGGGUAAGAAUGGCUCCAAGUACCUUGUGUGAACUGUGGGCUAUCACCAUCAAAGGCAGCCUCAGAUUCUGUCAAGCGAUGGCAUGUGGUAGUAUGAGUGAUGUGUUACAAUAUAGAGGGCACCUUGGAUUUUCAAGCAGCUGACUGUAUGUUCCAGGAGCAGACCUCAAUAUGGCUUUCUCCACCAUAUUCCAACAGUUUCUUGGAGUGGAGCUCACCAUUAGGAGGGGCAUUCCCAGGGCUUUCAUUUUCUCCUAGGGGCGAGAGCAGGAGCAAUAGCUGUUGGCAGUCUGGUUAUCAUUCCUUUGCAGUACUGUGGACCUAGAAAUCCAGGGCAUGGUUGGUGGAUAGGAAGGAGGAGAGAGAAAUGGCGGCCACGAUAAAUUAAGAAAUUGUGGAAAAUAUUAUUGGAGAAUAAAUGAGGAUGGGGUUGAGAAAAAGUCCUGAGAAAUUGUGACUAGAGAAAAUUUCGGAGAAGUUGAAUGCUUGUAUCAGAAUCCUAGCAAUUCUCAUUGAUUUCCUCCACCCAUCUGCCCUAAUCAUUAACAAGGAUUUAUAAGGGAGCUGUGUGCAACUGCACUUUGAAUAAAGCUUCCUUCUGGAUGCCAUUGCAGGCCCACUGAAGCAUUGCAGAAGGAGUGUCUGUACUUGCUAUACCGACCACAACCACCAUCAUGCAGACUCUUCUGAAAGUGAGCCUCUUUUUGGCACUGGUAACAUCAGGUAAGGAGGCGCUGCAGGUAGAUUAAAAAGGAAGGGGAGAUACCAAGUGAGCAUUUGCGGGGUGGGUGUUCCCAGUUCUCUCCACCAUCCAAGGCAGUUGGGGUCUCCUGUCUUUGUGUGUGUGGAUGGGAGUGUGGGAUGAUUCAGGCUGGGUUCCAGCUAGUGUGUGGUGGGUGAAGAAUUGAGUUCUUAAAACAACUCUUAGAACAGGGCUUUGACUCUGACUCUCAAUUAAAAGCAAAUGAAGCAGAAGAGAAACAUCUUCUGCAGCAGACAUGGUCUUCAUUCUAUGACUUCUACUAUUCACUGAGCAAGCAUAUAAUGCAAAAGGAAGUAGGUUAAACAUGAUAUUUUAUUAGGCAGGCAAUUGUGGAGACUGGGGGGUAAGAGAGCAAGGAAGGCACCAAGGUCCCAUUUGCACUACAUGUUUAAAGCACCAUCAUAUUGGAUCAAAUAGUUGUGGCUUCCCCAAAGAACUCUGGGAACUGCUGUUUGUUAAGGGUGCAGAGAGUUCGUAGGAGAACACCCCCUCCCAUUCCCCUCACAGAGCUACAUUUUGUGGGGUAGUUUAACAACCAACCCCUCUUCCAAAGACCCCGUAAGAAAGUAAGUGAGCUAAAAAUUGGCCACAUCUUUAGUAGCUGCAACAGGGUGGCUAACACACAACCCCUGACUUUUUGCAUCCCCAAAUCCCCUCCCCCCAAUUUUUAUUUUUUAAAUUAAAAAAAUAGCUUGAAAAACCCUUAUUGAUCAUUACUGUCGUUCCACUCCUGUGAUGGCAAAAAGUUUUUCAUUCCCCCCUCCAAUUUUCCCUUUGAAAACAUUUUUUUUAAAAACAAACAACUAUCCUGACUGCUCCUGUAUGUCCCUCACUGUGCUGUGAUGCCAAAAGGUCCCCCCUGUCUCUGAUUUGGGCUUCACCUAGAAGCAGCACCCAUAUGGAGUCCAGCAGUAGGAACUGGAAAACUCAGACUGCUCUGUUUGGGGCAAUGGCCUCAACAGCACAGAGGCAGCGUUUCACAGCUACCUUGGACAGCUCCACGCAGGGCUCAGGCUGGAGAGUCUAUUCAGGCGGCAUCUUCAGACUGAGCAUCAAAUAAGAGCUGUAGCUCUAGCUUUACAUUACUAGCUCUGCUUUCCAGGAGAGGAGCCUCUGCAUUUAACGGGACCUAGCCUGCUUUAGCAGUCAUAGACUGACAGAGCACACAUGGCUGACAAGUGGACCAGAUGGCCUUGCUGCCUUUCUGAACUCUUGCUCUCCAGUUCUUCUUCCACACCCAGUGACAAGUUAGCAAGGAUUAAUGCCUAAUGACUGGAUGAAACAAGCAUUCAUUAUGUUUCGUUUCCCCCCCUCCCCUCAUAGGUGCUUCUCUGGAGUGUGAAACCUGCUUUAGCAAUGGAACCACUUGUGCAGGUGACAAGAAGACGUGUUUAGGCACUGAAGAGACCUGCAUCGUCAUCCUGACUGAAAGCACCGUAGGUGGGUGAGAGAGACCAUAAGUCAGAUCAGUGGCAAGGCCAUGGAUAACUAUCCUAUGUGUGGAUGACACACUGGGCUUGGGAGCUCAGCACCAGUUGGGAUGGGGUGGUGUUUUUGCCCUGCUUCAUGUUACUUUCUGCAGUCACCCAAAGGAACAAGAAAUGAUGCCCUCAAUUUGAUUUGAACCAAAGUGGAUCCAUGAGUCAUGGGAUCUUGGAACCGUAGAAUUGUAGAGUGGGAAGGUAGCGCCUCCCCUGGUUAUCUUGUCCAACCCUCUGCAAUAGAGGAAUCACAGCUAAAGAAUCCCUGACAAUUGGCCAUCCAACUGUUUAAAGAAACCUAAUGAAUGUGAAUCCACCACUUCCCCAGGUAGUCCGUUCCACUGCUGAACAGCUCUUACCAUCAGAAAGUUUUCCCUAAUGUUUGGUCCUGCCCUCUGGAACAGCCAGCGAGAAACACGCUUGCCCCAUCUUCAGUGUGAUAUUUGAAGAUGGCUAACGAGUUUGAUUAGUUUUUGCAUUUUACUCUCCCCCAUUUCUUCAUUGUUUUUCAAAUCUAUUCCUUUAUAAGAAUACAGCGUGCUGCUAAUUCAUGACGGAGAUAUUGCUCACAACCCCAGUACAUAAAAACAUACGAUAGAAACCAUAUGUAAAAGUUAAAAAAUAAUAAUCGGAUGACUAUUGUGGAAAUAUGUACAGUGGUACCUCGGGUUAAGUACUUAAUUCGUUCCGGAGGUCCGUUCUUAACCUGAAACUGUUCUUAACAUAAAGCACCACUUUAGCUAAUGGGGCCUCCUGCUGCCACCGUGCGAUUUCUGUUCUCAUCUUGAAGCAAAGUUCUUAACCUGAGGCACUAUUUCUGGGUUAGCGGAGUCUGUAACCUGAAGCGUAUGUAACCUGAAGCGUAUGUAUUCUUAAUUGCCUGCUUAAGCCUGAUGGAACAGAAAUGUUUCCAGCGGACUUUGAAACAAAAGGUGCCCUGCUGAAUUUCUGUUGGCAGAACAUUCCAUAGGACUGGACCAGCCAUGCUCCUGCCUUGCUCCCACCCUAGGUCUUUGCAAUAUUCAUCUUCAAGUCAAGCACACCAUAUUUGCUUAUUUGUUUUUUAAAAAACCAUACACUGCAAAGCUUUUUUACUAAAAGAAUAAAACAAUACAAUUAUUGGUAAAAACAAAACAACUGUUUAAGACAUUCAAAAAAAUUAAAAACAGCAAUUAACUAAAUAAUAAUAAUAAUAAUAAUAAUAAACAGCAAUCUGCAUAUCUGGGAAGGCUUGCUUAAACAAAAAUGCUAUUCAGCAGGUGUGGAAAAGAGUACAGUGAGUACAGCCACUUGCCUGAUACUAAUAAGCAGGGAAUUCCAAAGGGUAGGGGGUGCCAUACUAAAAGAUCGGUUUCUUGCAAAUGCAGUCCAGGCAUUGUGUGGCAUUUGUAACAGAGCCAGUUCCGCUGAUCAAAGGGGUUGAGUGGGCACAUGUGGAGCAAGGCAAUCAUAGAAUCUUAGAGUUGGAAGGGACCCCAAGGGACAUCUAGUCCAAGCCCCUGCAAUGCAGGAAUUUCAGCCAAAGCAUCCAUGACAGAUGGCCACCCAAACUCUUCUUAAAAACCUCCAAGGAAGGAGAGUCCACCACCUCUUAUGGGAGUCUGUUCCACUGCUGAGCAGCUCCUAUUGUCAGGAAGUUUUUCCAAAUGUUUAGUCGGAAACUCCUUUCUUGCAACUCGAGGCCAUUGGUUCGAGUCCUACCAUCCAGAGCAGGAGAAAACAAGCAUACUCCCUCUUCCAUGUGACCUCUCUUUCUUUUUUCCUUUCUCCUCCUGCGAUGAGGCUACAUUUUAAUAUUUUAAUGUUUCAAUAUUCUAAUGUAUUUUAAUUUUGUUUUUAAGUUGUAAUCAUUCAACUUGUUUUUAUUAUUGCUUGUUAGCUGCCCUGAGCCCGGCCUUGGCUGUGGAGGGCAGGGUAUAAAUAAAAAUUAUUAUUAUUAUUAUUAUUAUUAAACAUACCCAGCUCCUUCAAGUGCUCCUCAUAAGGCUUAGUUUCCAGACCCUCGAUCGUCUUGGUCUCCCUCCGCUGCACACAUUCCAGCUUGUCGACAUCCUUCUUAAAUUGUGGUGCCCAGAAUAGGAUCAGUAUUCCAGGUGUGGUCUGACCAAGGCAGAACAGAGCGCUACUAUUACUUCCCUUGAUCUGGACCAGGGGUCAGCAAACUUUUUCAGCAACGGGCCAGUCCACUGUCCCUCAGACCUUGUGGGGGGCUGGACUAUAUUUUGAAAGAAAAAAUGAAGAAAUUUCUGUGUCCCAGAGAUGCAUUUUAAAUAAAAGCACACAUUCUACUCAUGUAAAAACACUCUGAUUCCCAGACGAUCCGUGGGCCGGAUUUAGAAGGCGAUUGGGCUGGAUCCGGCCCCCGGGCCUUAGUUUGCCUACCCAUGAUGGACACUAUACUUCUGUUGAUGUGGGCAAACUGGUCUCAAGUAGCCAAGGCCUUUGUACACUAAUACCUUGUACACCAAUACCUUCAACACCUUGAACCUGGCCUGGUAGCAAAUCAGCAACUGGCAUAGAUCUCCGAGCCCAGCUGUCAUAUACAGACAAUGGUGAACCUUUUUCCUGGUGACUAAAUAAACCUCUUUGUCUCUCCUUUCCCUGCCCUCCUGCUUAGAUGGACCAUCAGUGACAAAAAUAGAGAAAAGGUGUUCAACCAUAUCUCAGUGCUCCAUGCCUCCGUUUUACUUCACUUUGGGGGCUGGAAGAAGAGUACGCCAAAGCUGGGUCUGCUGCAUUGACGACUGCGAUAAAGUUGUACCCGUCUGUAGGUAUACAGUGGUAUUCCCACUUCCUGUUUCCCUUCCUUCACGGUUUCCUUCCAUUCACCUUCCAGAGCCCACUUCCUUCUUCCAUAGCUUCAUGCAGUAUGGCACCUGCAUAUUGCCAUCUGCAAACUGUAAUUGGGCUCCUCCUUGCUUACCUUUGGCCCUGAGCAUUCUAGGCACAGCCCCACAGUUUAAAGCUCUGUGUCCGGGCCUGUACCCAGAAAUGUGGCACAAAAGGAAGUCUGGAUGAACCCUGCAUUUCUAAAAGCCAGCUGCCCUGAACCCCUGGCCUACCCGGAGGCAAGUCAGUAUGUCAAGUCUGAAGUCCAAAGUCUGAGGCUCAAGCCGCACAACCAAAGUUCAAAGGUCAGGAAAUGCAGUCCAGGGCCCAUCCAAGUAGCUAAGUCUGAAGUCCAGCAGUCAGGAUACAGUCAGCAAGGGUCAAACCCAAAGCGCACUCACAUAGUGUGCCAAGGGGUAUCCAAGCCAAGGUCCAUCGACAUGGGCAGCUGAACAGGCACAGCACCUCAGCUCUGCUUCCCUUUUGGAAUUUGCAUGCUGACUGCAGCAUCUGGGCUUGACAAGGCACGUGGCCUCACCUGUUCCUAUUCCAACUGAGGAAUCACAUCCUCCAGAGCUAGCAAGCCCCAUCUGGCCAGCUAGGGGGUCGGGCUGUGGGCCCUUGCCUGCCUCAGCCUCCUAGAGUGCCCCUCCUACUGCUCCCUAUGCCUUGGAGCCUGCCAUGUUUGUGGGGACAGGUGCUCCUCAGGCUCUGGUGAUGGGUCCUGCUGUUCUGGUUCCUGUGCAUUGACUCCAUGCCCUCGCCAUCCUCGGUCACCCUGUGAGUACUUCCUUCUCCAUUCCCUGCUUGCCCUGGUGUGUCCCAAGUUACACCCCUCACUGGGAUCCUCUUCCUCCUCUUCCUCCUCCCUGUGGUCCUGCCAGUUCAUGCUGGUGUCCUCCUGAUAUUGUAUGACUACGAGUCCCCUCAUCCUUGACUGUUGGCCAUGCUAGGCUGGUGUGUUUGCGUUUCUCUGUGUUAAAUCCUGUUGCUUUGACUCUGAGUGGCUAUUCCCCGCUGUGAACAGGCACUUGCAGCCAAGGCAGAAUAGAACCCUGCCCUUUCUCCCACCAGCUGGAAAAUUAUGCCAACUGAUUGGGAGGUGGGCAUGGCUUGGAGGAAAUAGCCAAAUUGGAACCCCUGGCUGGCCAGUAUUGGGUUCCCCACCCCUGACGUCGGCACUAGAAAACAUUUUGGAACAAGACGGGAUUGUGCAAAAGGCAUGGGCGCCACUUGAGCUAGGAUGGGAUUAAGACUGAAAAACAUGAGACUUCCGGGUUAGCACCUCCUGUAAUGGCUGAAUUCCUCUGAUCGGGAGGAAUUUGCUUCGUGGAAAUUAGGGUCUGGCCGCCACGGCGAAGGCGGGGACCCACAAAAAAUCACAGGCGGGAGAAGCCUGUGAACGUGGGAUUUGGCUGGCACCUUUUGCGCCUCCCCUGCUUGUGGGGAAACCCGGUUUCGGGGAUCCGGAGCGACGUGGGGUGAGUGGCGCGGUGCUUCAAAUUGACUGCUUCUUUCACGGAGUGAAGCCGCAUUGCUGUUGCCGGAGAGCGCUGACUUUUUCCUGUGGACAAUUUGAUCUUAAAACAACUACCCGUGAGUAGAACGGAAAAUUGGAUUUUUAAACGUCUUAAUUUGGCACCGAAACGGGGAGGUUUCAAACAGGAAGUCCGCCUUCCCCUUUUGUAAAUAGACUGAAGCAAAGAGGCUGCAAGCUAAAGUCUUGGAAAGCUUUUGAUAAAGGAUUAAACUUCCAUCGGCUAAAAUCAUCAAACCCCCCUUGGAAGCAGGAGAAGAGGGGGGGAAUUUUAGACCGCGUAAGCCUGCAGGAGAGAGUGAAGAAAGUCAAAUUACCACCGCUCUGAACCUGGAAACGGGCUGCUAGUAAGACUGAAGUUUUGGAUAUGCUCAUUGACUGUGAAUAGAUCGUUUGUUGACAGUAAGUUAAAGAAGAGAAAUACAUUGUUUCCAUUGUCUCCUUCUGCGUUUAAAAAGGAGUAAAAGUAAUUGAAAAUUGAAACUAACUUUAUUGCUUGAACUGUGCUUAAAAGGAUUGAUACAAAUAGAAAUUGUUUCCCCCUAGAGGAAGCCUUUGAAAUUGUUACAUGAGCUGAGCUGGGGGAAUUUCCAGCUGCAAGAUAAGACUGUGAGAAUCUGGGAUUGACCUUGGACCGUUAAGAAUGUUGACAGAAGAAGCCUUAGUGGUUGCAUUAUGUAAGAUUAAUGACUCACUGGAACAGCUCCAUAAGAAGACGGAUGUGAUGAUUAUAAAAAUUGAUAACUUGGAACAAAAAGUGACUAAUUUGGGACAAAAGGUGAAUAUUAAUACAGAAGCUAUUCAGGAAUCGAUACAGGGACCUACUUUGACAUGGCAAAUUGAGGAGAAGGCGGGGGAGAAAGUUGUUGUUGUGGAACCUAAAGUAGUACAAGUGGAGAGGGAGAGAGCCCCAGCCUCACAGAUGCAAUUUGAUGACUAUAAGUUGAUGCCUUUUAUGACUGAAUUUAGAGAAAGUCAGACUUUGAGGAUUGGAGCCCCGCUUGGACUGGAGAAGGAAAGUUGGAUAGAUCCCUUCAUGCAGGGAUUUAUUGACCUUUGGGACCUGGAUUUGGGUCAGGAGGAGACUGGAGUUGUGGGGACCGUCAGACUUGGAGGAACUUUGAAAUACGACUGGAAAUAUCUUUUGAAUUUUAGUUUUAACUAUGGAGAUUUGGCUGACUUGUCGAGAAGGAAUAAAAACAUUGCUAGGUGGGAAUUUUCCCGAGAUCUACUUCUCAGCAUCAAAGGAAGGAAAAUAAGAACAAGAUCAGGAGAAGACAAAGUAAAGUGCAUGUAUAAAUAUGAAGAAGACCUGCAGAAGGGACUUGGAAAAGAGUUAAGAGCCUCGGACAGAAGAUCACCAGGUUGAUGGACUGUAUGGAAUUGACGGAAAUGACUGGCAGAAUCCGAGACCAGGGAGAAGAGACGGUGGAAGAAUAUUGGAAAAAGUUUAAAAUCCGUAUAUGGAAAUAAUGUAAAAUUAAUGAGUGUUAGAAAAAUGUUGGAAGGGAAUUAUACAGCUUUAGUAAAAAUGUUUUAAGGAAUUAAGCAUAAAUAAGUAUUAUAGUAUUAAUGGAAAAUAAGGUUAAAAUAUGUUAAGAUAAUCAUAUGACAGAAAAUAGAGAAAGAUGGAAAGGAUUUGCUGAAAUAAUUAAUAGAAAUGGAAUACAAAAAGGGAGGUGAGAGGAGGUCGAUGAAACAAGGGAAUGAAAGAGAGGAUAUUGAGAUGGUAUGAUGUGUGUUUUUUGAACUGUUUUUGCUUUUGUUUUGUUUAAUGUGUUAAUGUUGUCUUGUGUAUUGUUUAUAUAUUGUACUGUAUUGUUUUUUCUUUUGCCUUUUCUUCUUUUUUCUUCUUUUUUCUUUUUUCUUUUCUUUUCUCCUUUUUGUAAGGUUUAAAAGUAAUAAAUAUUAUUUAAAAAAAAAGACUGAAAAACAUGGCAGAGCACCUUGUACAAAGUGGUCAAGGGCGCCAACUCUAGGGGGUGGAAGGAACUUUGCCCCCCCUCAAUAUUUGUGGGCAGGGGGCUGAACUCUCCACCCCAAUAUUGAAGGCUCCCCCAAACAGAAUGGCCUCCUUCCUGCAAACAUGCCCUCUGCACUCCCCAUCCCCCUCUGUCGAUGGGCGAGCAAUCGUGUGCCAAGGCAGGAGCAGGGCGAUCUUUACUCUCCAUGCUUUCCAGCUCCUGCCACCAACAGGGUGCAAAGGAGAUCUCUGUGGGGGGCAUCUGGUUUGCACCCCCCAGAUUGCAUGCCCGGGCAACGGCUCCCAACCACAUGCAUGAUGUCGUUCAUAUGUUGCCAAGUGACACCGGGGCCCCUCAAUGUGGGGGGCAAGUUGGCGCCCCUGAAAGUGGUUGUGAGCAUAAAACCUUUGUCUGUGUAUUACCUCCUCCUCUGAUGAGAUGACGGACAAAUGCUUCUCCCCCCCCCCAUGCCCUCUUCUUUCAGUGAUACCAGUACAGACUCGAUCCAACGGAGUAAUGUGUCCUGCCUGCCAUGAAUGGAAGGAGUCAUGCAAGACAGAGAUGGCCAAUUGCACUGGAAUGGAAACGAGCUGCUUUAAGAUAACCUCACAUGUAGAUACCAGUAAGUGGUUUCCUAUGCAGUCAUUCUGCUUCUCCUCUAUCUGGUAGGUGGGAUGGGUUUCAUGGCAGGGGCAUUUUGCUGGGUAGACAGAGCAAAACCUGGAUGGCUCCGGCUGGCUUAUCUGAAUGAUUGCCUCAUUACUACUACUACUACUACUACUACUACUGUUAGUAUUACAGUCACAAGCAGUAACUAUUUUAUUUGCCUAGCUAUAAACCAUAGCAAAGGGGGGGAAAGACAUCCAGUGCCGAGCCACUGGUUUUACUGGUAUGCUUUUUCAUACUUAUACCCCAGCUUUCCUUGAAAGAGCUCAAGGUGGCAAACAAUUCCCCUCUCCCCAUUUCAUUAUCACAACAGGCUUCUGAGGGAGGACAGGGCGAGAGACAGCAACUGGCUUAAUCACCAAGCACGUUUUCACAGCUGAGUUGGGACUUUAACCCAGCUUUCCCAGGUCCUAACCUGGCUCACUAACCUCUGCACCGAAUGUACUCCCUUUAUAAAUCUGUCUGGGCUGUGCAGAUCUUUUCCAGAGGUCCUUAUCCACCCACACCUGCAAGAUGUGGUGGCUGAUAUCUGAGAGGAGGCUCGGAUGACAUCAGUGUUCAGAUCUUUUGGUUGUGACCUGACAACCUUUUCAUUCUCCCAGUCCUUUGAGCAUCUCUUAGUCCUUGGGGCAAAUUCUUUUAGCCAGUGUGGUGUAGUGGUUAAGAGCAGUAGACUCGUAAUUUGGGGAACCGGGUUUGCAUCUCCGCUCCUCCACGUGCAGCUGCUGGGUGACCUUGGGCCAGUCACACUUCUCUGUAGUCUCUCAGCCUUACUCACCUCACAGAGUGUUUGUUGUGGGGGAGGAAGGGAAAGGAGAAUGUUAGCCGCUUUGAGACUCCUUUGGGUAGUGAUAAAGCGGGAUAUCAAAUCCAAACUCUUCUUCUUCUUCUUAGCUGUUUUUUUUUUAAAUGCAGUUUUAGAAUGCAUCUAUGCUGCUGGUGCUGGUUUUUAUGUGGAUUACUUUUAACACACUGUAUUGCUUUGUCGUGUCCCCUCCUCCCCAAAAAACAUGUUAUAUAUAUUUGGUUUUUUAAAAAAAAUUAUUGCAAACCAUCCAGAGGAUGUAGCUCUGGAUACAUGUCAUUAACAAAUAAUUUCCAGAGUAGCCCCUGUGUUUGUCUUUUGCAUUUAAACCCAUAAAGAAACUUACAGAGUGUUUGAAGACUUGUGUAUUUAUUAUCAUACAAGCUUUCAUGAACUGCAGCCCACUAAGGUUGCUACUGUUAAAUACAUAUUUAUCGCUGCUGCCUAUUCUCUUCUGCCAUAGUAGGAGCCAAAUCCUAGGGGCAGAAGUCCCUUUGGUUGUCCCAAUAAAAUAUCCGAGGUGUCAUUUAAAUGGUGCAAGUGUGCCACAACUUGUGAUUGUUGCGUGGGGUGGGACUGUAGUUUCUUAAAGAGUUGUUUGGAUGCUGCUAUUCCCCUCACAGAACUACAGUCCCCAGAGUGGUUUAGCAAUCCAUCUCCCUUCGCAGGGAACUCCCGGCAUUGUAGCCCCUUGGAGGGGAAACAGGGAUUCCCUAACACCUCUCAGCCCUCUUCAGAAACUACAGCUCCCAGACUUCUUUGGGAGGGGGGCUGUUUAAAGUGGUAUCACAGGGCUUUAAAUGUAUGGCGGGAAUGUGGUCUAGUUGGAAGCAACACUUCAUUUUCACAAGAGCUCUGGAAAGAUCGGCCUGCCUGAGCGCCACUCCUCUGUGUCCAACUGGACUUUGAGUAAAAGGGAACCCUUCCUCUCAAGCAGCCUGGGCAGAGUGGUUUGGGAUACAGAGGCAAGCGGCAAUGGUUCCCCUAGCAACCCAUCUUGUCUCCCACGUGCAGAUGGAACCCACGUUGACCGGACCAUGAUGGGCUGCACUACAAAGUACACCUGUGCGGCAAUAGAAGGCGAAGCCACAAAUUUCCGUCCCAUGUCGUCUGAAGCUAUCCAGGUGGCUGAAUGCACACAUUCUAUGGGAUCUCGAUCCUCCGGCCUCCUCCUGCCAAUCUUUUCUGGGCUCCUGCUGCUGAAGAUCAUCUCGUGAAAGGGACCUGCAUGGGAUUCCAUCUCCUCUGCAUUCAUUUAUGCCUGUCUUUUAUCCACUCACCACUUUCUCUGAAUGCAGUUUAGCCUUUCCAGGAGGAAUUCUCUGUUUUCCUCAGUGAAAAUAAACACCAGGAGUAACAAAAGUGA